This is a messenger RNA of Pistacia vera, 2932 nucleotides long. Its product is annotated as MDIS1-interacting receptor like kinase 2-like. The transcript has 2 exons. Gene Ontology annotation, molecular function: protein binding; ATP binding; protein kinase activity. The record is from RefSeq and is a predicted model, not a curated record. The coding region runs from base 359 to 2788 and encodes 809 amino acids. NCBI's taxonomy places the organism in Eukaryota, Viridiplantae, Streptophyta, Magnoliopsida, Sapindales, Anacardiaceae. Gene Ontology annotation, biological process: protein phosphorylation.
CUCAUCAUUUCCUCAUCUUGCAUAUCUUGAUCUUAGCAUAAAUUAACUCUUUGGAGUUAUCCCUGCACAAAUUGGUAAUCUCUCCAAACUGAAGUAUCUUGACUUGCAAACUAAUCAGUUUUCUGGGAAAAUACCAACUGAAAUCGGUCUCCUUACAAAUCUUGAGACCCUUCACCUGGCUGAGAAUCAAUUGAAUGGUUCAAUUCCAAAAGAAAUAAGCCAACUAAGUUCUCUUAGUGAACUGGCUCUGUCCAGUAACUACUUGAACGGUUCAAUUCCUACUUCUUUGGAAAAUUUAACCAAGUUGGCUUGGUUGUCUCUCUUUAAUAAUUCACUUUCUGGUUCCAUUCCUCUAGAAAUGGGAAACCUCUCGAAUUUGGUUGAACUUUACAUCGAUACUAAUAGCUUAACUGGUCCAAUCCCUUUAAGUCUUGGAAACCUUAGAAACCUGGAAGUCUUGCACAUGUUCAAAAACCAACUUUCUGGUUCCAUUCCCAAGGAAUUAGGAAAUUUGGAGUCCCUCACUGAAAUUAGUCUUCAUAGUAACAAUCUUUCAGGUUCAAUUCCAUCGUCUUUUGGUGGUCUGAGAAGUCUCAUUUAUCUUCAUUUAUACAAUAAUACACUUUCUGGCUCCAUUCCCCCUGAAAUAGGAACUCUGAAAAAUCUGACUGAUUUAAAGUUAAGCCAAAAUCUACUCAGUGGUUCUAUUCCUGAUUCUUUUAAAAAUCUGAACAAAUUAGAGAUUUUGCACCUUCGUGAAAACCAUCUUUCUGGUACCAUUCCCCAGGAAAUAGGAAAUUUCAUGAGUUUGACUAUAUUGGAAAUAGACCAAAACAACUUCACUGGUUCUUUACCCCAUAAUAUAUGUCAUGGUGGUUCACUUGAGAGGUUCAGUGCGAAAGACAACAAUUUUUCUGGUCCAAUUCCCAAAGACUUGAGAAAUUGCACAAGCCUGACAAGAGUCCUUAUAGGAGGAAACCAACUUGUUGGAAAUAUAUCUGAAGAUUUUGGCGUCUAUCCAAAGCUAGAUCUACUAGAUCUCAGCCAUAAUAAAUUUUAUGGUGAAAUCUUGUCUAGCUGGGGACAGUGUCCAAAAUUAGGCACCCUAAAGAUGGCAAAGAAUAAUCUUACUGGCAGUAUACCAGUUGAACUUGGAAAUUUAACUCGACUCGAUGUUCUUGAUCUUUCUUCAAAUAAUCUAGUUGGGGAGAUUCCAAAAGAAUUCGGAAAUUUAACUUCUUUGGAGCAUCUAAUUUUGAAUGGCAAUCAAAUUUCUGGUGGUAUACCUCCGGAAAUUGGAUUACUCACCAAAAUCAAGAGUCUUGAUUUGUCUGCAAAUAGGUUGAGCAAAUCAAUCCCUGGAAGUCUAAGGAACUUGUUGCAAAUGUACAGCUUGAAUUUGAGCAACAACCACUUUACCCAAGAAAUUCCUCCUCAGUUGGGGAAGAUAAGUCUGCUGACAGAGUUAGAUUUGAGUCAUAACUUCCUCAGUGGAAAGAUACCCUCUGAAAUUUGUGAUUUAGAGGACUUGCAAAAUCUUAAUUUCUCCCACAAUAACCUCUCUGGGUUCAUUCCAAGAGAAUUUAAAAAGAUGCACCUGUUGAGUAUUGACAUAUCUGACAAUGAGUUGCAAGGUCCAAUUCCCAACACAACAGCAUUUCGAGAUGCCACCAUCGAAGAGCUACGAGGGAACAAAGAUUUGUGUGGUCAUGUUAGAGGGCUACGACCUUGCAGAACUUCACCUGUAGCAAAACAUGGCCUAAAAAAGGGUUGGAUAAUCUUUUUUACAAUUUGUUUCCCUCUUCUAGGGGCUCUUGUUCUUUCUCUUGUGGUGAUCUGUAUACUCUUUAGUUCCAAAAGAACAAAGAGAGACUCACAAGAUAAAGAAAGUGGGAUAAACAAUGAAGAAUUUCUCUCGAUAUCAACUUUUAAAGGAAGAAAGAUGUAUGAAAAAAUCAUAGCAGCAACCAAGGAUUUUGAUGCCAAUCACUUCAUUGGGAAAGGCGGUUGUGGAAGUGUUUACAAAGCUGAGCUAUCACCGAGGAAUAUUGUAGCAGUUAAGAAAAUCCAUUCUAUGUAUACAGGUGAUAUAGCCAAUCAAAAAGAUUUCUUGAGCGAAAUAAGGGUACUGACAGAGAUAAAGCAUCGAAAUAUCGUGAAAUUUUUUGGUUUUUGUUCACACUCUCGACACUCAUUCUUAGUCUACGAGUAUCUUGAGAGAGGCAGCUUGGCUGCAAUUUUGAGCAACGAAGCAGGAGCAGUAGUGCUGGAUUGGAGUAAGAGAGUGAAUGUCAUAAAAGGUGUGGCUCAUGCCAUGUCUUACAUGCAUCAUGAUUGCUUCCCACCAAUUGUCCAUCGCGACAUAUCAAGCAAGAACGUGCUGCUAGAUAUGGAAUAUGUAGCUCAUGUCUCAGAUUUUGGAACUGCUAAGCUUCUCAAGCCAGACUCAUCUAAUUGGACUCAACUUGCAGGCACAUAUGGAUACAUUGCACCAGAGCUUGCUUACACAAUGAAGGUGACCGAGAAAUGUGAUGUGUAUAGCUUUGGGGUGUUGGCACUGGAAGUCAUCCUAGGGAAGCAUCCCAGCGAUGUUCUCGCCCCAUUUUCAGGUUCAUUUGCAAACAUGAACAUAGAGCUUGAUAAUAUGUUGGAUCCAAGGCUUCCAUUUCCCUCCCUGGAAGUUCAGAACAAAUUGAUUUCCAUCAUAAAUGUGGCCUUUUUAUGCUUAGAUGCAAAUCCACAGUCUAGACCGACCAUGCAAAUUGUGUCUCAUCUUUUGUGCAAUUAAAUCUUGUCAUUCUAGUACACCCUUUCUUAAGUUUCUGAAUCUAUUAUUUGUAAGCUUUGUCCUGUUUGUACUAGCCUAGCUAGAACCGGGCAAAUAUUUUUUUCUGUAUUUUACUGAAUUACAUAUUUAAUAAAAGUUAUCAUA